AUGUGGUGCUACAACGCCGUGAUAGCCGACGGCCGUGUGCCCUCGGCCACGGACCUCCAGGCCCGCUGCAGCAUCCUCAGCCCAGAGCUGGCACUGCCCGCCGGCGCCCACGCCACAACCACCCGCUCCCACGGAGCCCUGCACAUACUAGGUAUAAUCAGAAUGAUGAUAUUAAAUUACAGACCUGUUGUAAUUGGUGUUAUUUACUGAGAAAUCAUAUGGUAGCAAGUACGGGGUCAUGUUCACUAGGAAUGAAACGGAAGCAAGCAGGCUGAAACGGGGAGGCACGACCUGAACUUGUCCAAUGUAAAUAGUCUGAGUGGCCAUUUGAUUAAUUGUUCAGCAAUAUUAUGGCUUGGGAAUAGAAGCUGUUAAGGAGCCUUUUGGAACUAGACUUGGCGCUCCGGUACCUCUUGCUUUGCGGUAGCAGAGAGAACAGUCUAUGACUUGGGUGACUGGAGUCUUUGACAAUUUUUGGGGCCUUCCUAUGACACCGCCUAGUAUAUAGAUCCUGGAUGGCAGAAAGCUUGGCCCCAUUGAUGUACUGGGCCGUAAGCAAUACUCUCUUUAGCGCCUUACGGUCGGAUGCCGAGCAGUUGCCAUAACAGGCGGUGAUGCAACCGGUCAGGAUGCUCUUGAUGGUGCAGCUGUAGAACUUUUUGAGGAUCUCGUGACCCAAAUCUUUUCAGUCUCCUGAGGGGGAAAAGGUAUUGUCGUGCCCACUUCACAACUGUCUUGGUGUGUUUGGACCAUGAUAGUUUGUUGGUAUGUGGACACCAAGGAACUACCCUCUCCACUACAUCCCUGUUGAUGUUAAUGGGGCUCUGUUCGGCUGUCCUUUUCCUGUAGUCCGCGAUCAUCUCCUUUGUCUUGCUCACAUUGAGGGAGAUGUUGUUGUCCUGGCACCACACUGCCAGGUCUCUGACCUCCUCCCUAUAGGCUGUCUCAUCGUUGUCUCUGAUCAGGCCUAACACUGUUGUGUCGUCAGCAAACUUGAUGAUGGUGUUGGAGUCGUGCUUGGCCACACAGUCGUGGGUGAACAGGGAGUACAGGAGGAGACUAAGCAUGCACCGCUGAGGGGCCCCAGUGUUGAGGAUCAGCGCGGCAGAUGCGUUGUUACCUACCCUUACCACCUGUGGGCGGCCCGUCAGGAAGUCCAGGAUCCAGUUGCAGAGGGAGGUGUUUAGUCCCAGGGUCCUUAGCUUAGUGAUGAGCUUUGUGGGCACUAUGGUGUUGAGAGCGUGAUCACACAGUCGUCCGGAACAGCUGGUGCUCUCAUGCAUCCUUCGAAGCGAGCAUAAAAUACAUUUAGCUCGUCUAGUAGGCUUGUGUCACUGGGCAGCUCGUGGCUGGGUUUCCCUUUGUAGUCCAUAAUAGUUUGCAAGCCCUGCCACAUCCGACGCGUGUCAGAGCCGGUGUAGUAGGAUUCAAUCUUAGUCCAGUAUUGACGCUUUGCCUGUUUGAUGGUUCGUCUGAGGGCUUAGUGGGAUUUCUUAUAAGCGUCCGGAUUAGUGUCCCACUCCUUGAAAGCGGCAGCUCUAGCCUUUAGCUCGGUGCGGAUGUUGCCUGUAAUGCAUGGCUUCUGAUUGGGAUUAGGGCUGUGGCAGUCACAAAAUGUUGUCAGUCAGUGAUUGUCAAGCAAAUAACUGUCGGUCUCACGGUAAUUUAACGUUAAUUAACAUAAACGCAUUUAGCAUCUCCUGGCUUCCACACGUAGCCUACAAGCCACUGAUGCUGACCUUUGGAACAUCUACAUUUAAAAAAGUAUAAUAAAUCCAUUUAAUAUAACCUACAACUUCAAAAUAAAUCCAUUAUUUAUUUUAGACAUCUCUAUAGAAGCAUGAUAUGAAGAAAAUGUUUCAGAACAGAAUGGGAUGCUCUGAGUUGUCCUUAUGUUAGGUGCUGAUAAUUCAAUGGCACUAUUUUAUAGUAUAAAGAAUACAAUUGAACAAAGCAGAAUAAAAUAGAAAUGAUAUUUUCUCCAAACAAUUUGAGGGAGUGUGCACAUGCGGCUAUUCUGUGUUGAGUGGUUAACAAAGAAAUAGGUAUUCCUAUAUGCUUAAUUUAGAGUUAUUAAUGUAACUUUAGUUGUUCUACAAACGUUGGGCUAUAUGUUUACAUUUUUAAUACAUUGUAAGGCUGCAUGAUGCGACUCUAAUGAUGAUUUGAAAAUAGUUGCUUGAAAGGCAUGAGCUCUGCUUUGUUUUUUUGCGCAGGCUGUACACUUCAUCAGUCACUGGAUAAUGCCUAGAAUUUCACGACGGCAUCCCCUUUGUGUGGCCGUAAUGCACCCUAAAGAAAUCUGUGCCUUUUGCGGCCAGUGGCCGUUGUGCCCUUCUCGCUGAGUGCUGCGCGCUCCAUCACGUGAUCUGUUCUUUCUCACAGGCUACAAGUGAAGACAGACACGGGGACAAACUACCUUAUCCAAUUCUGAGGUGCAUAUUGGUGCAUAUUGAAGAAAAUUGUCAAUUUUUACUUUUCGUCAGCCAACAAGAUGAGUAGGCCUAACGAACAGCAAAAGCACUAGCCUAUGUCAAUCUACUAUCCCUCAUAGUACAAAGGUCGACCUAUUCUGUGCGAGAAAUAAAUAUUCAAAUUCCAUAGUCUGGGACAGUUGUGGGAUGCGAUAGAUCCCAAAUUAAUACAACCACUAGCAUCAAAAAACCUUUUUUACGGAAUGUGGCUGACGCAACAGAUCAGAACGUUUAGCUUAAAAUGUUGACAAACUAUUCGGCUAUUUCUUCACAUUAUAAGCGCAGCAAUGCACACAUGGUAGUAGGCUAUAAGCGCAAAUGUUCCAUUAGCGGAAACACCAUUAUCAAAAGUGACCGCAAAUGCUAUUAUGCAUGUAAUGCUUUUAUUAUAAAGGUGCAUUUUUAUGGUGAAAAAUCUCUUCCCCAAACUUGAAACUCACGCGCUGCUUAUGUAUGCAAGUUAGGCUCUGCACCCCUUGUAAAGUGGAUUAAGUGCUUACUUUUAAUAAGUUAUUUGGCCACUUUAAUUGUGAUACAAAUCUUAUUAAAACAUAUAGGCCUAUGGGCUAGGCUACAUGAGGUGUGCGACUAUGAUUAAAAAAAGUAGCCAAAAGAAAGGCAUGGUUUCUUAUGCUGGGCAUCAUUCACAAGUGAUAAUAUAUAAUUCACAAGUGAUACGCUAAUAUUGUCACCCAUCAGACUAUUCUUGAUUUAAUCUUGUCUUUACAUAUACUAAAUAAUAUAGGGGUACCAGUCAAAAGUUUCGACACACUUACUCAUUCAAGGGUUUUUCUUUAUUUUUUAUAUUUUCUACAUUGUAGAAUAAUAGUGAAGACAUCAAAACUAUGAAUUAACACAUAUGGAAUCAUGUAGUAACCAAAAAAGUGUUAAACAAAUAUACAUAUAUUUGAAAUGUGAGAUUCUUCAAAGUAUCCACCCUUUGCCUUGAUGACAGCUUUGCACACUCUUGGCAUUCUCUUAACCAGCUUCAUUUGGUAGUCACCUGGAAUGCAUUUCAAUUAAUAGGUGUGCCUUGUUAAAAGUUAAUUUGUGGAACAGCUCAAAUAAGCAAAGAUAAACGAUAGUCCAUCAUUACUUUAAGACAUGAAUGUCAGUCAAUACGGAACAUUUCAAGACCUUUGAAAGUUUCUUCAAGUGCAGUCGCAAAAACCAUCAAGCGCUAUGAUGAAACUGGCUUUCAUGAGGACCGCCACAGGAAAGGAAGACCCAGAGUUACCUCUGCUGCAGAGGAUAAGUUCAUUAGAGUUAACUGCAGAUUGCAGACCAAAUAAAUGCUUCACAGAGUUCAUGUAACAGACACAUCUCAACAUCAACUGUUCAGAGGAGACUGCGUAAAUCGGCCUUCAUGGUCGAUUUGAUGCAAAGAAACCACUACUAAAGGACACCAGUAAGAAAAGAAGAAGAGACUUGCUUGGGCCAAGAAACACGAGCAAUGGACAUUAGACCUGUGGAAAUGUGUCCUUUGGUCUGAUGAGUCCAAAUUUGAGAGUUUUGGUUCCAACCGCCGUGUCUUUGUGAGACACAGAGUGGGUGAACGGAUUAUCUCUGCAAGUGUGGUUCCCACCGUGAAGCAUGGAGGUGUGGGGGUGAUUUGCUGGUGUCAGUGAUUUAUUUAGAAUUCAAAGCACACUUAACCAGCCUGGCUACCACAGCAUUCUGCAGAGAUACGCCAUCCCUUCUGAUUUGCGAUUAGUGGGACUAUCAUUUGUUUUUCAACAGGACAAUGACCCAACACACCUCCAGGCAGUGUAAGGGCUAUUUGACCAAGAAGGAGAGUGAUGGAGUGCUGCAUCAGAUGACCUAGCCUCCACAAUCACCCGACCUCAACCCAAUUGAGAUGUUUUGGGAUGAGUUGGACCGCAGAGUGAAGGAAAAGCAGCCAACAAGUGCUUAGCAUAUGUGGGAACUCCUUCAAGACUGUUGGAAAAGCAUUCCGGGUGAAGCUGAUUGAGAGAAUGCCAAAUGUGUACAAAGCUAUCAUCAAGGCAAAGGGUGGCUACUUCGAAGAAUCUAAAAUCUAAAAUAUGUUUUGAUUUGUUUAACACUUUUUUGUUUACUACAUGAUUCCAUAUGUGUUAUUUCAUAGAUUUGAUGUCUUCACUAUUAUUCUACAAUGUAGAAAAUAGUAAAAAUAAAGAAAAAAACCUUGAAUGAGUACGUGUGUCCAAACUUUUGACUGGUACUGUAUGUGAAAUUUGUUUUGAUUUAGAAUGUAUCAUUGUCAUGCACCUGUAUCGAAAUACAUGUAAUCUAUGCACUUAAAUAGCGAAUGGAGGACACUUUUCUCCUUGGUUUAUUUUCAUGCCAGCCAGGUAGGCUAUACUCCUGUUGUAAAUAUAAGCAAUGUGCUUAAUAUUAGGAAAGUUGAAAAAUAAAUAUAGUAGGCCUAGCCUAUGGAAAGCUGAUCUUCCUCUUUUCAGUAGAGGCCAUCACUCUGUUUUCUCGUGCAACAGCAUAGCCUAUUGAAAUGUUGCGCAACAUGAGCUCAUGGGCUCUCAUUAAGUGUUUGACUAUAUUUUCGAAUACAUUUGCAUUGAUGUCAGAGUGAUUAGAGGGACAAUAGAGUGCUGUGUACCAGGCAGUUAGCAAGUUUUGUAGGCUACUAAUGACCAUCAGCAGCAUCAGAGCUUGGAGAUGUCUAAUUACCGUGACUAAACGGUCACGUGGAAUUUGACUGUCUUCAUGACUCGUGACUGCCGGUGUGGCGGUAAUAUGGUCACCGCAACAGCCCUAGUUGAGAUAUGUACGCACGGUCACUUUGGGGACGACGUCGUCGAUGCACUUAUUGAUGAUGCCGGUGACUGAGGUGGUAUACUGCUCAAUGCCAUUGGAUGAAUCCCGGAACAUAUUCCAGUCUGUGCUAGCGGAACAGUCCUGUAGCGUAGCAUCCGCGUCAUCUCACCACUUCCGUAUUGAGCGAGUCACUGGUACUUCCUGCUUUAGUUUUUGCUUGUAAGCAGGAAUCAGGAGGAUAGAAUUAUGGUCAGAUUUGCCAAAUGUAGGGCGAGGCAGAGCUUUGUAUAUGUCUCUGUGUGUGUAGUAAAGGUGGUCUAGAGUUGUUGUUUUUUCCCUCUGGUUGCACACGUGACAUGCUGGUAGAAAUGAGGUAAAACGGAUUUAAGUUUGCUUGCAUUAAAGUCCCCGUCCACUAGGAGCGCAGCUUCUGGAUGAGCAUUUUCUUAUGGCCUUAUACAGCUCGUUGUGUGCUGUCUUAGUGCCAGCAUUGGUUUGUGGUAGUAAAGAAACGGCUACGAAUAAUAUAGAUGAAAACUCUCUUGGUAGAUAGUGUGGUCUACAGCUUAUCAUGAAGUACUCUACCUCAAGCGAGCAAUACCUCGAGACUUAUUUAAUAUUUGACAUUGCGUACAAGCUGUUAUUGACAAAAAGACACACACCCCCACCCCUCGUCUUACCAGACGUAACUUUUCUGUCCUGCCGAUGCCCAGCCAGCUCUAUAUUAUCCGUGUCGUCGUUCAGCCACGACUCGGUGAAACAUAAGAUAUUUCCCCUUCAAAAAUGAAUACUCUCGCAAUUAUUCAAAUACUAACAUCUGUUCGGAUAUUCGAAUAUUCAGAUAAUCGUGCCCAUCCCUAAUCAAUGCCACUAUUGCUUGAUACUAGUAGUGCCUGACUUGUCACUCUGCUGUCAUUGUCUCUCUCACUUCCUCUCUCGCUCUCUCUCUCUCCCUCUCUCCUCUUUACGCUGAAGCACUUUCUUUUGAAAGCAUUUUCUUUUGACAGCUACUAAAAGCAUAUUUAAUUAAUGUUAGUGUUAAAUCUUAGUUCUUUAAUCUCAGGGUAUGAGGAGAUUAUACAUCUCUGUACUUGCAGAAAGGCCUAGCUAUAAGAAAACAUUUAUCAUUCUGUACUACUUUAGCACAUUGUACCAUUUUAGCACAGUGCUUUUACAGCAGUACUGCCAAGCACAGUAAAAACAGACCAUGUUAAGCGCUAACAAGAAGUGCCCUGUGUGUGUGUUGUGAGCAGGUUGCCUGGAUACGCUGGCGGCCAUGCAAGAGCUGAAGAUGUGCGUGGCCAGCACAGAGGAGGAGACUCAGGCCGUUAUGAAGGUGUACUCCAAGGAGGAGUACAGUGUGGUCAACCGCUUCGAGAGUGAGUCCACACACUCAGUUCCUCAUGGGAUUUUUUCCAAUGACCAACAGGAAAUCCUGGUUUUCAGUUCACAUCUUCUACAGCAGGGUUCCCUAACUGGUGGCCUGUGGGUUGAAUUUGGCCCGCGGGUGGUUUCAUUUGGCCCCCAACAUUUUUGGAACCCCCCCCCCAAAAAAAAAAUAAACACUUUGUAAACUUGUAUUUUUAAACAAUUUAAUUGUUGGACAUAAAAUACUCUAUAAACACCAGGAAAUCAGCCAUCACCAAUUCCGGCCCCCCGACCAUCCGCUCAACAGAAAAUCGACACUCUGCUGAGUCUAGUUGAUGGUCCCUGUUUAGAGUAUUUGUCACACUCACAGCUAUUUCUCAUAUCCCUUUUUCCUGAUUUUGGUUUGAUUGAUUUAUGACAUGAUAUUCCAGCCAGAGACAACAUUAUAUAUAUACUUUAUAUAUAUAUACUUUAUCACCAGUGAUUCAUAAAAAAAAAAGUGCCAAUUCAGGCUCUUAUUUAAUUUAAGGAUUACUACCAAAAAGUAUUACCCAUAUUAUAAUUCAAGUAUGCAUUCAAAAGUAUUUCAACAGCAGAGUACCUUGUGUUCCACUAUAUCAUAUUGCAGUGACUGGGCACUUCUAGUAAAACUAACCUCAUUGUAUUGUUAUGAGCACAGAUGAUGAUGCUGCAGAGCCUGAGUCAUCGCAACUUCAUGUGUAAUGUCAUAGGUCACGGGGGUGGCUGGGGUUACUCGGCCCACUCGGUGGAGGCCAUCCGCUUCUGUGCUGACUCUGACAUCCUGCUGGGGGGACUGGGCCUGUUCGGGGGCCGUGGGGAGUACACCGCUAAGAUCAAGGUCAGUGGCAGGGACACUAGCAAAUGGACUGCAUUUCCUCUAGCUCUUUUUGCUAGGUCUAUACAUGUUUGA
This is a messenger RNA of Coregonus sp. 'balchen', 7527 nucleotides long. The record is from the annotation of a GenBank genome assembly. Lineage: Eukaryota; Metazoa; Chordata; Actinopteri; Salmoniformes; Salmonidae.